Knipowitschia caucasica is the source of this 231-nucleotide messenger RNA. The record is from the annotation of a GenBank genome assembly. Lineage: Eukaryota; Metazoa; Chordata; Actinopteri; Gobiiformes; Gobiidae.
AUGUAUAAGGUAGACGGGAGCAGCCUGGGACCGGAGCAGAUCUGGGGCCUGAGGCUUCUCCUGGGUCCUCUGGAGACCGAGUCCUCUGGAGACCGAGUCCUCUGGAGACCGAGUCCUCUGGAGACCGAGUCCUCUGGAGACCGUGUCCUUUGCUCCAGAGCCGUGGAGUGUGACAAUGGUGUUUGUGUCGUCUUCAUCGAACGCCAUUAUCACACUAAACAGCUACUGUGA